CUAAAUCAGCUGUUUUUUGAUUACGCCGAGUGUCGUAAGUGGCUAAAAGUGCACUUCUUUGAGUUUUCGGAAAUUCGGGGAUAAGAAAAUGUCGAAGCACGCCCUUAUAGGCGGUGGCACCGGCUUCAUAGGCCGCAAUCUGGCCCAACACCUGACGCACAAGGGCUACGAUGUAACGGUCAUCUCCCGAAUGCCAGGAGAAAAACGAAUCACUUGGCACGAAAUCGAGAAGAAUGGAAUUCCCAAUUCCGUGACCUCGGUAGUGAAUGCAACAGGCCAAAAUGUCUUGGAUCCAUCGAGACGUUGGACUCCCGGCUUCCAGCAGAAUGUGUGGAACUCCCGCAUCAAUUCAUCCAAAACACUGGCUCAGGCCUUAAAGGCAGCUCCCCAGGUCACCUCCUUCGUAAACCUAUGCGGUGUUAGCCAUUAUCCACCCUCUGAGUCCAAGGUCUACAAUGAGAAGGACAAGGUUGAGGGUUUCGACUACAUGUCCAAACUAUGUUUGGCCUGGGAGCAGGCGGCUCAGAGUGGCGGUGAAGAGGAUUGCAAAAGGACCAUCCUUCGAACUGGCGUUGUCGUAGGACUUGGAGGCGGAAUGAUCCAAUCUAUUUGGUUGCCGUUCAAACUUGGUGUUGGCGGUCCCUUGGGCACAGGCAAACAGAUCAUGCCCUGGAUACACAUGCAGGACCUCUGCAGUCUGAUACAACACAUAAUUGAGAAGCCGGUUAGAGGCGUGGUAAAUGCCGUGGCCCCUGAAAUUGCUAGCAACGGGAGUUUCAGCAAGGCAUUUGCCAAAGCCUUGAAUCGUCCCUGCAUCUUCAACGUGCCCGAGUUCGUGGUGCAUGCCAUUUUUGGCAAUGAUCGAGCUGCUCUUCUCCUUAGUGGAGCCAAAGUGGAGCCCAAAGAAGCCAUCGCCUCCGGCUUCAAGUUUCAGUAUCCUACCGUCAAUGAGGCCGUGAAAGAGUUGACCCGGAAGCGAUGAACUGGAUUGCCAAUGGUUACUGAUUAGUUUAGAGUUUCCUGUACAUAAAAGUCAUGGACAGUGGCCGCGCAAAUUAAAUCUCAAAUUUCUGCAA
Messenger RNA from Drosophila bipectinata, 1076 nucleotides. Its product is annotated as epimerase family protein SDR39U1. The record is from RefSeq and is a predicted model, not a curated record. NCBI's taxonomy places the organism in Eukaryota, Metazoa, Arthropoda, Insecta, Diptera, Drosophilidae.